AUGGGCAAGAUCAUCUUCUACGAGGACCGGAACUUUGGCGGCCGCCACUAUGAGUGCAUGAGUGACUGCGCUGACCUCAGCUCGUACUUCAGCCGCUGCAACUCCAUCCGCGUGGAGAGCGGCUGCUUCAUGAUCUACGAGCGCCCCAACUACUCGGGCCACCAGUACUUCCUGAGCCGCGGGGAGUACCCCGACUACCAGCGCAUGAUGGGCAUGGGCAUGACGGGAGACAUGAUCAGGUCCUGCCGCAUGAUCCCCAGUUACCGGGGAUCCUACCGGAUGAGGAUCUACGAGAGGGAGAACUUCGGAGGUCAGAUGCACGAGCUGAUGGACGACUGCGAGUCAUUCCAGGACCGUUACCGCAUGUCCGACUGCCAGUCCUGCCACGUGAUGGACGGCCACUGGCUCAUGUACGAGCAGCCCCACUUCAGAGGCAGGAUGAUGUACAUGAGGCCUGGGGAGUACAGGAGCUUCAGAGAUAUGGGCUACAGCAACACGAGAUUCAUGUCCAUGAAGCGCAUCGUGGAUUCCUGUUAA
Molecule: messenger RNA, 537 nt
Organism: Anguilla anguilla (European eel)
Lineage: Eukaryota; Metazoa; Chordata; Actinopteri; Anguilliformes; Anguillidae
Product: gamma-crystallin M1-like
Exons: 3
Coding region: 1-537 (178 amino acids)
Biological process (GO): lens development in camera-type eye; visual perception
Molecular function (GO): structural constituent of eye lens
Source: RefSeq, a predicted model, not a curated record